UUUCUGUCUGCGGUCGGCGUUCUCAUUGGCUGACUUCAAAACCCCAGCCAAGUAUGCAGCUAUUAGAUUGGCUGCGCUUCCUCUCCAGCUGUACUUCAAAGAACACGCUCGCUACAACUAGGUAGUGCUGGGAAGCCGCGAGCCAAGAGAGGGAAGCGCGUGUGUGUCGAAUCAAUCCGAUAAAUCUGAGUCAAAUUGGAGGCAUUCGGCAGUGACAUCGCGAAAACUUCCAUCGCAGCACAUACCCUGGAUAUGGCUACGUCUAUACUUGGGGAAGAGCCGCGGUUUGGAACGACACCUCUAGCGAUGCUGGCUGCAACCUGCAACAAAAUUGGCAACACCAGUCCUCUCACAACUUUACCCGACUCCAGCGCCUUCUCAAAGGGUGGAUUUCAUCCGUGGAAAAGAUCCUCCUCCAGCUGCAACUUGGGAUCCAGUCUCCCCGGUUUUACCGUGGCGACGAGCCGCGCGUCUACAGGACUAACCCCGACCAGCGGCACGGGCAACAGCGCCUUCUGCUUAGCCUCCACCUCCCCGACCUCCUCUGCGUUUUCCACAGAAUACAGCGGUCUGUUUUCCAACUCCGCCAGCGUCUCGACGCAGGAGUCCGGCCAGUCUGCGUUCAUCUCCAAAGUUCACACAUCAGCAGAGACUCUGUACCCGCGGGUGGGGAUGGCGCACCCCUAUGAGUCGUGGUACAAGUCCGGGUUCCACUCAACCAUCUCCGGCGAGGUGGCAAACGGCGCGUCAUCGUGGUGGGACGUCCACACGAACCCCGGCUCGUGGCUGGACGUGCAGAACCCGGCCGGCACCCUGCAGACCUCCCUGCACUCCGGGACGCCCCAGGCCAUCCACUCCCAGCUGAGCGGCUACAACCCGGACUUCUCGUCGCUGACGCACUCGGCGUUCAGCUCCACCGGGAUCAGCCCGUCCGCGUCUCACCUGCUGUCUACCAGCCAGCACCUGUUAACGCAGGACGGCUUCAAAACCGUCAUCCCCACAUACACAGACGCUUCUGCCGCCAAUGCCAUGAUUUCCGGGGGCAGCUCAGGAAUAAGUAGCUCUUCGAGGUCGUCCAGGCGUUACUCCGGCAGAGCAACGUGUGACUGUCCGAACUGCCAAGAGGCCGAGCGCCUGGGGCCCGCGGGGGCCAGCCUGCGCAGGAAGGGACUCCACAGCUGCCACAUCCCCGGCUGCGGCAAAGUCUACGGGAAGACCUCCCACCUCAAAGCUCACCUGAGGUGGCACACCGGCGAGCGGCCUUUCGUUUGCAACUGGCUUUUCUGCGGCAAACGCUUCACGCGCUCCGACGAACUCCAGAGACACCUGCGCACGCACACCGGCGAGAAACGCUUCGCCUGCCCGGUGUGCAACAAGCGCUUCAUGCGGAGCGACCACCUGAGCAAGCACAUCAAGACGCACACGGCGGGCGGAGGCGGCAAAAAGGGCAGCGACAGCGACACCGACACCAGUAACCUGGAGACCCCGAGGUCCGAGUCCCCUGAACUUAUUCUGGAGGGGGUGAACCCCAGGAUCAGUGUGAAGGAUCCGUCCCC
Molecule: messenger RNA, 1556 nt
Organism: Oryzias melastigma (Indian medaka)
Lineage: Eukaryota; Metazoa; Chordata; Actinopteri; Beloniformes; Adrianichthyidae
Gene: sp9
Product: sp9 transcription factor
Biological process (GO): regulation of transcription by RNA polymerase II
Molecular function (GO): DNA-binding transcription factor activity, RNA polymerase II-specific; RNA polymerase II cis-regulatory region sequence-specific DNA binding
Source: RefSeq, a predicted model, not a curated record